This is a messenger RNA of Nannospalax galili (Upper Galilee mountains blind mole rat), 1443 nucleotides long. RefSeq names its product aldehyde dehydrogenase 3 family member A1 (gene Aldh3a1). Lineage: Eukaryota; Metazoa; Chordata; Mammalia; Rodentia; Spalacidae. Gene Ontology annotation, molecular function: aldehyde dehydrogenase (NAD+) activity. Gene Ontology annotation, biological process: aldehyde metabolic process. The record is from RefSeq and is a predicted model, not a curated record. Gene Ontology annotation, cellular component: cytoplasm.
AUGUGCAAGAUCAGCGACAUGGUGAAGCGCGCCAGGGACUCCUUCAACUCCGGCCAGACACGCCCGCUGCAGUUCCGAAUCCAGCAGCUGGAGGCGCUGCGGCGGAUGAUCACCGAGCACCGGCAGGACAUCGCAGGCGCGUUGGCUGCAGACCUGCACAAGGAUGAAUGGACUGUUUACUAUGAGGAGGUGGUUUAUGUGCUGGAGGAGAAUGAGACCACAGUUAAGAGACUCCGGCAGUGGGUUACAGAUGAGCCAGUGGAGAAAACUCCCCAGACCCUGCAGGAUGAGUCCUACAGCCACGUGGAACCCCUAGGUAUGGUCCUUGUCAUAGGGAUCUGGAACUACCCCUUCAACCUCACCAUCCAGCCCAUGUUGGGCACCAUUGCUGCAGGGAAUGCAGUGAUCCUCAAGCCCUCAGAAGUGAGUGAGAAUACAGCAGACCUUCUGGCCACCCUUAUCCCUCAGUACAUGGACAAGGAUCUGUACCCAGUGAUCAAAGGGGGUGUCCAAGAGGUGCUCAAAGAGAGAUUCGACCACAUCCUAUACACUGGCAGCACAGCUAUAGGGAGAAUUGUCAUGAUGGCUGCUGCCAAGCACCUAACCCCUGUCACCAUGGAGCUGGGAGGAAAGAGCCCCUGCUACGUGGACAAGGAUUGUGAUCUGGAUGUGGCCUGCCAACGCAUUGCCUGGGGGAAAUUCAUGAACAGUGGCCAGACCUGUGUGGGCCCUGACUACAUCCUCUGUGACCCCUCUAUCCAGAACCAAAUUGUGGAGAAGCUCAAAAAGUCACUGGAAGAAUUCUAUGGGGAAAAUACUAAGAAGUCCCAUGACUAUGGGAGAAUCAUUAACGGCCGGCACUUCCAACGAAUCGUAGGCCUGAUAAAGGGCCAGAAAGUAGCCGAUGGGGCCACCUGGGAUGCAGUUGCCCAAUACAUAGCUCCUACCAUCCUCAUGGACAUGGACCCCCAAUCUCCAGUGAUGCAGGAAGAGAUCUUUGGUCCAGUGAUGCGCAUUGUGUGUGUACACAGCCUGGAGGAGACCAUUCAAUUCAUCAACCAGCGUGAAAAGCCCCUGGCACUUUAUGUGUUCUCCAGCAACAACAAGGUGAUUAAGAAGAUGAUUGCAGAGACAUCCAGUGGUGGGGUGACAGCCAACAAUGUCAUUGUCCACAUUACCGUGCACUCUCUGCCCUUCAGGGGUGUGGGAGACAGUGGCAUGGGGGCCUACCAUGGCAAGAAGAGCUUCAAGGCCUCCUCUCACUGCCGCUUGUGCCUGCUAAAGUCUCUGCUGAAUGACGAAGCACACAAGGCCAGGUACCCCGCAAGCCCAGCCAAGAUGCCCCAACACUGAGACGGCUGCUACACCUGACUCAUUUGUGCUGGCUCUGUCCUGCCCUUGGAGAGUUGCUCUCAGAGACUCGGCCUGGCUUCUCCCUCCCUG